AUGGAAGAGUACGACCGCGAGGCGCCGCUAUUCGACAGGCGCUUCCACGUGCUGGUGCAGUACCCAGACCGCGACGAGAAGCUGCUGCCACUCACCAUCCGUCUGCUCACUGGCGUGCGCCAAAAUAAUGCCAAGAACCAGAAGGAACGCGUGAUGCGCGUGGAAAUCACAGACGACGACGGCGCAGAUCCGUAUUUUCUGUACUUGUGGAGCGUCUCAGAGGAGGAAUUCCACGAACUCAAGGCGCAACAGAAGCUUCUCGUGGACUUUGCCACCUUCCCAGCCAACCUCAUUGAGCUGCUACAAUGCUGUCUUAAAGACAGCAAGGCAAUUGUACAAGAGGACGCAGAAAAGGAGCAAAAAAGAAGCUCUAUUGACGCUCAACACAGCCGAUCUGCUGGACCUAUACCUUUAAGCUAUUUGGCGGUGCUGAACACGUCGGAUAGCGACGGGAUGUCGGUGUUUAGCAUUGUGGAGACGAAUCCAUUCAAGCAGUUGACGCAUCUGUCGUUGAGGUUUUAUCCUGGCGACGACGCAGCUAUCAAGGCGUAUCUCGCAGCGAGAUUAGCGCAGGUGGGGGCGAGUAGACGGUCGUUGGCGACCUCAUUGAAGCAGACGACCGAGGAGCUGCAGGGUACGCAGAAGAGUGAGGCCAAGCUACAGCAACAAUUGGCAGCUUUGGGAUAUGAAGCCGAGUCGACGCUGUCUCAAGAGAAAAUGAAGUUUGCGGACGAGUUAGAGACGCAACGUAGAGCUGCGACGUCUGCGUUAAAGCAGCGAGAAGACGAACUGAACGCCAAGAUUGACGUAUUGGUGGAGCGAUACGAGAAGGAGAAGACUGCGGAAGCUAGCGAAGCGCAGGUGCAGGAACUGAGCAGACAGAAAUACCAACACGAACUGCAGAUCGAGCACUUGCGAGCGCAGUCUCAAGAUCUCAGUCAGGGCUCAAGUGCGCUCUCAGGAGAAGUGGGCGAGCUGCGAUCGCAGAACAAAGAACUGGACCAAAAAGUUUUCUUACAGGAGAAACAGAUUAACGCUCUGCAAGUCCGUGCGGAUGCGCUACAGCAGCAACUUGCGGACAAGGAGGAAGUGGUCAAGAAGACGACGGAUCUCUUACAGGCCGCUAAAGUGCACAGCGAGGAAGUCGACGAGUCGCUGAAAAUGUACCGAGACAACCACGCGAGGCUGCAACAGAAGCUCGAGUUGAGUAUCUCGGAGAUCAACAAGGGAAAUGAGAUUAUUGAACGGAUACAGAACGAAAACCGAACGUUGAAGGCCAAGAUGCGGAUGAAAGUCAAGAUUAUUAAACAGCAAGAACAUUUUGUCGAGGAGAAGCAACUUCAACGUGAGGAAGCGCUGUUAGAGUUAAAGUCGACCAAGGAAGAUAUUCGGAAGCGGGAUGAGCAUAUUUUACAGCUGAAGGACACGAUAAAGGAACUGAGUCAGAAACUGGAAGACAGCAACAAACUCUUGGCAUCCAACCAACAAGUGAUCACAUGGCUGAACAAAGAGAUCAACGAAGCACAACUUGGACGUCAACGGAGGUCGACUGCACACCCCUCUGUACUGGCAUUUCGUCCGUCUGACAAGGUUAGUGUUGUGUCGUAA
Molecule: messenger RNA, 1608 nt
Organism: Phytophthora infestans T30-4
Lineage: Eukaryota; Oomycota; Peronosporomycetes; Peronosporales; Peronosporaceae
Product: spindle assembly protein, putative
Exons: 9
Coding region: 1-1608 (535 amino acids)
Biological process (GO): centriole replication
Cellular component (GO): centriole
Source: RefSeq, a predicted model, not a curated record